GGACUCGCUCGCGAAUCUUGAGCGUUAUCUGUGAGCGUUUAGAACGAAAGUUUAUAUUUGUACUUCGUCUUUGAACGUCCGCAAAACUCAAAACUCUUUCGCAUAUAUCGUCAUGGAGGAUAAGAGCGCAUCUGGUAAUGCCGCGGCUGCGGAAAACGCAGCCGCCGGUGCGCAAUCUGCGAAGAAGACGGCGAAAUCUAAAGCAGCGAAGGUACAGCGCCCCAAGUCGAAUCAUCCGCCGACCUCCGAGAUGGUCACAUCCGCCAUCAAGGAUCUGAAGGAUCGCAAGGGUUCGUCCGUGCAGGCUAUCAAGAAGUACAUCUCUUCGACUUACAAGAUCGACGGCGAAAAGUUUGCUCCCUUCAUUAAGAGAUACCUGCGGACGGCUGUCACGUCCGGUGCGGUGGUGCAGACCAAGGGAAAGGGUGCAUCGGGUUCGUUCAAGCUCUCUACCACCAAGGCCGCUCCGAAGAGCGGUAAGGUAAAGAAGCGUACCGUGCAGAAAUCGAGCGCUGACACCGGCAAGAAAGCUGCCGAGAAGAAAGUUAUCAAGAAAGCACCUGCCGCGAAAAAGGCAUCUGAUACCAAGAAGACAACGACCGAAAAGAAGUCUGCGACUGUGAAGAAGACCGCCAAGACAGCAGCGACGAAAAAGGUGGAAGCUGCGGCGAAACAGAAGGCUGCUGCCCAAAGCAAGAGUGUUUCCAGAACCAAGAAAGCUACCAAAGCUCCGGCCGCCAAAACCAAAACACCCAAGCCAAAAUCGACUAAAGCAGCUACCAAGAAAGCAGCAAAAAAAUAAUUUUCUGACUCUACUACUGAUACUAAACUGGCCCUUUUCAGGGCCCCAGCUAGUCAUAUGUUGGAACAUCUCGGUCUGGCGAUACUUUCAAAAUUUUGAAUCAAAAACCAUUCCAUUUUUCAUUAUUGUUGAAACAUUUUAUUGAUAUUUAAAAUUAUUUUAAAUGAUUACAUUGUUCAUAAGUCAUUUCAUGUUUUAUACAACAAUUUUUAGAUUAAAAUUAAAAUUUUUCCUAGUCAUUAAUUAGUAAUUUUCCGUUGAAUAAUUUUCUCUAAUAGGUGAAUAUAAUAUAUAUAAAUAUAAAGCGUACAAUUCAGUCAUUCUAAAUCUUGACAAAAUUACAAGGGACAGUAUCUUUAAAAAUUACACAUUUAAAAUUUCGAUAAAAAAAAUUUUGUAAGUUCGUAAAAAUUGAAUUUUGCUUUAAGCUCAUGUAGAAUAGACAUAAAGAAUAUCUAUUCAGAGAAUAGACAAAUGUUUAUGAUGAAAAUAAAGUAUUUAUAAUUUUACCGUUACAAAUGAUGAAAGUUGCAAAAAUAUCAGCACUCGAGCAUUUUUUUCUUAAAAAAAAGCGUAAUAAAAAGUAACUUUGCGAUUUUACAGCUUUGUUUUUCUAAAAUACGAAUACAAUUUUCUUCGGAUACGACUGAACUUUUAGAAUAUGUAAUUUUUUACGAGCAAUAUUAAGGUCAUGAAAAAGCCCGAGAGUAGUGGAAACAUUCACGUCAUUUUUCUAAUCACCAUAGUUGCCUAUCUUUCUCUUUUCUUAUUGAGAUCGAAUUUCUAUUAUACGUUCUAAAAACAUCCAUGGAGAAAUUAUUUGAUCGGCAUUAAAGAUUACGUGGCCCUUUACAUAGCUAGUUUAGGUUAGUUAACUCUUCAUUACUGAGAUCUUUCUAGUUAAUCGUCUUGUUGCCUUCAUGGAUGAGAGAUAAUAUCCACGAUCUAGGCAAAAAAUGUUCAGUUAAACCUGAACUAAACCACGUUGCAACUUAAUCAUGUUUUAUGUCAAUUAAUACGUCGUCUCGAUCCUCUCAUCAAUUUACUCAGUCUCUAGAACACUUUGUGUUCAAAAAAUUUUAGUGGGCAACGCUGUGACAUGAGACACGGACAACUAAAUAUUUUUAUAAAGUGAAAUGGUUUUUAAAAUAUCUUUGUUCAAUCUCUGUAUUGCUAAAAUUGGGCUGUAUAUAUAGCAUAUGUUUUAUGUAGCACACCUCAUGAUUAAAUAAUUCAUCGGUACGUCGGUAAAGUCGUUUCUUAUUUAUAUGUUAUCAAUAAUCAGUUGAUACGUACAGAUUUACAAAAAAAAAAAAGAAAAAAACACGUAAUGAUAAACAGGAAUUGUUUUUAUUCAAAUUGAUAUAAACGCAAAUAAAUGUCCAAAAACACGUGUGGCCCAGAUAUCUUUGAAUAACAAGCUUAUUACUGAUCACAAUAGAUGACGCGAGUGUCGCGCUGACAUCGUCUUCAACUUCUUUAUAAUUCGCAGAUUUUCCACGUUUCAGACGGUGCGCUGGCGACUUCCAAGUUGUAUCGGCAUGUUAGGUUGUGAAGAGGCAGUUGCCUUCGAUCGCGCAAACGCUCUCUGCUUGUAGCCCAAGAUAUCUUUAUCGGCGGAUAUCAAUGGAUCGACUGGAGAGCACCCGCCAUCUAGCAAGAAUAGUCAAGCGCAUCCCUCGGAAUGUACCGACGAUGAAAGAGCGAGCAUGAUCGGGGAGUGCUUCACCUUCGUAAAACCGGAUAGCUCGGAACACUCACGAGUACCUCGCUCCCACUCGUAUUUUUAUACUCGUGUGCUCGACCUCUUGACCGACGGAGGAUCAUAAUGCUAGAGCCGGUUCUGGGAACGUUGUCGGUCUGGUGGUUGGUGGUAUACGCCAACAUUUUGCUGCUGUUGUCGCCUUUGGUGUUGCUGAUGAUCGUCUUCCUCCCGAAUUUUCCAAUCUUGCUGCUGCGCCGCAUCUGUUACAUACCGAUCGAGUCGAUAUGACCGCGAUGAUGAAAUCGAUCGCCGAUCGAUUUAUCGGAUGUCACUUUAAGUGUGUGAUCGCAAACGCGGUUGAUGUUACGUUAUCUCGUUGCGACGCGAGGCGCGAGGCGUAAUCAAAAAGGUUUAUAUUUAUAACGUGUAUGUAUUGUACAUAGUAACUUUGCGUGCUACUCGAGAAUAAUCAAAAUGAAUGCUCGAGCAAUCGUAAAUUUUCAGCGGUUUCGAGAUUGAGAAUUCAGUUGCUCGCGUGUAGUUUCAAGUAUUUAUGUACUAUAUAGUCCGUUAUGAUUCAUGGCAAUGCGUUUAUAUCUUCAUUAUGAUGCUGCGAGUGUAGACUGAGCUGAAAGCUUGCUUUUGCAAUUACCAGAUAUAUUGACAUAAAACGUGUAUCACGAAGCGACCAAACGUUCGUCAAACAAAGAAUAAUGCGAGGCGUCGCACGAUCACCCGAGAAAGACUCGCUUCCUCGCGUAUAUAUACAUACGCUCAUGUUCAAGCACGUUGACUUACCAAGCUAUGCACGAUGAAUUCCAACGAGACGCUUUUCUUCUCGCGAGGACGACCGAUAUGCGCGUACGGUUUGGUAUUUUGGAUCUUAUGGUGCGAUUUAUAUAAAAUCUUUUCGUAAACGGUCUUACCGAGCGCGUCCGCAUCGUUCGUUCUUCCACACAUGUUAGUAGUCACAACGGCAAACGGGACACGUUUGUCAAACGAGAGAAAUCAGAGCUGUGCAACUUUUAAUUCCGAAUACGUACACACUAUAUGCGCAUCUGCUCGAAAGCUUUCCUAAAAGAAAUUCACUCUUAUCCAAAUAUCAUUAUUUCUUAAUAACGAUAUUAAUAAUUCGCGCUUGAAUAAUUAUUGUAAACAGCAUUGUACAAAUCUGCGAUAACACGACAUUACGUAAUAAAUUGGCAUCACACGCCGUGCAGUAAAAGAA
Messenger RNA from Solenopsis invicta (red fire ant), 3735 nucleotides. Its product is annotated as late histone H1. NCBI's taxonomy places the organism in Eukaryota, Metazoa, Arthropoda, Insecta, Hymenoptera, Formicidae. Bases 113 to 802 code for a protein of 229 amino acids. Gene Ontology annotation, biological process: negative regulation of DNA recombination; chromosome condensation; nucleosome assembly. Gene Ontology annotation, cellular component: nucleus; nucleosome. The record is from RefSeq and is a predicted model, not a curated record. The transcript has 2 exons. Gene Ontology annotation, molecular function: nucleosomal DNA binding; structural constituent of chromatin; double-stranded DNA binding.